AGUUCAUGUGCGGGCAGAAGCGCGUUUAGACGAGACCCCCCGAAGCGAGCGGCGAGAAGAGGAGGAGGGGGAGGAGGUGGCGGUGGGGGGGGCAGGCGAGGGAGGCCCGGCGCCAGAACGAGCCCGAAAGCUCAGGAAACUCUGUGGACCGGAUUUGCCUGACUUUAGACUUUUUCUGGGUUUGUUUUGGAGGGUUGGAGGGGCUGCUUCGGAACUGUGACGCAGGGUUAAAUGAUCACGUCAGCCAGAAGAGUGUCUCCUGAUGUACCCGAAGUUCAGAUCUCCUUCAGCCUUGACCAUACAUCAGACACAAGAGAUGCCGACAAGCUUGCACAGACUUUCCCAGAACUUGAACAACGACUUCAGCCUGUGUCGCCGUGCGUGUCCCUGAAGGAGAGCGUGCACGUGUACAAGGAACACUGCAGGAUGGCGAAGGAGUUCCACCAAGUCAAGCACGACAUCGCCGCCCUGGAGGAACGCAAGUGUCAGCUCCUGGCCGAAUUGGUGGAGGACCAGAAGGUAGCGGCGGAGAUUUCCCGCCUGGAGGACGAGUUCCGCCGUCUGUCCGAGGAAAACCAAACACUAGUGACGAAGCAUGGUGAGCGGUCGCGGCAACUGCAGCGGCUACGCAGGACCAACUCGUCCUGACCGUACACUUAUCUGGAAACUUUUUUUUUUUUUUUUUUUUUUUAAACAAACCACACACAAAUGCUAUGUCGUCGUUGGUUUUUGGAGCUCCGACGUUAAGGGCCAUCUUUGUGGAAGCAAAGAUUAGCAUUUAAGCGCACGUUAGCCGCUACGUUGGUGUAUUCACGGGAGCUGCGUGGAAGGAGGCCCGAGGUGCAGUGAUGUGGUCCAAACGGAGUUGAAGGCGGUAUUUGUGCAGAUCAAAACUUCGGAACCAGGCCGGGAUUAUGUUCAGUGUGUGGAGGGUGCGUUUGAGAAAACUGGGAUUUCUGAACGUCUACGCCGCUGAAGUCAGACUUGAUUAUCUGCGUGUUGGUUUGGAUUCUGGUUAAGUUUGGCUUGUAGGCUGAAAUACAAAUUUUUCACCAGGGACAGAUGGCAGUGGGGCUUUUUUGUUAGUUUUUUUUGUUCUUUAGGGACAGAUGACGCAGUGUUUUUGUUUUUGUUUGUUCUUUAGUCUGUAAGGUUAAACACAUUGAAUGUGCGGCCAGGACUGCCAAGUUAUUUCUGCCACGCUUCACGUAAUUUAAUCACUUUUGUAAACUUGCGGACAGCUUGGUUCUGUUUGAUGAGUGAAAUGAAAUGAAACAUUGUUAUUGGUUUGCGUUCAACAGAGUCAUGUCAGCCCUCGAGGCAGAAGUCUCUCUGAUGAACCGAAACAAACAAACGGACAGAGCAAGGAAGAAUUGAGAGAUACAAACGAAAGUAGCGAGCCGAAUGUCGCCCACCGUAACGGAGUAAGAGUAGUAUUUCUUUGGAACAACUGGAGUAAAGGUGACAUGAAUGUUGCUGUAAAACUACUCUGGCAAGUAGAACGAAUCCCAAAAGUUCCCUCGCUUAGAUGUAACGGCGUACGAGCCGCCUCCGAGGGUUAUUGUGAUGUGUGUGCAUGCUGCAUCGAAACACAAGUCAAGUUUGGGGAACUUCACAGUAGAUUUUAAUAGUCGACGAGUCCGGUCACUCAUCGUAAUCGUCAGUCUCCAAGCCCCUCCCCCUCACUUCAUUUGCAAAUGUCACACUUCCCGUCACGGCGAGAAGGAAAAGAGGCGAGGUUGCGAUUGGUCGCCGGAUGAACGAACGGGAACUACGUCGGAGCUGAAUCGCGCAACAGCAAUCUUUCAAUAAACCGAAACUUGAUUCCAAG
Molecule: messenger RNA, 1831 nt
Organism: Hippocampus comes (tiger tail seahorse)
Lineage: Eukaryota; Metazoa; Chordata; Actinopteri; Syngnathiformes; Syngnathidae
Gene: map3k7cl
Product: map3k7 C-terminal like
Exons: 5
Coding region: 232-648 (138 amino acids)
Cellular component (GO): cytosol; nucleus
Source: RefSeq, a predicted model, not a curated record